AUGAUAUUCGACGCUAGGAAUAACGCUGAAAGUGUCCUGGCAUCUUCCACCGCUUGGCUUCCGCUCGUAUACGACACGGUGGUUAUUGGGUUGACGUUCUACAGAACGUACCCGUCUAUACGUGGGGAAAGUCGGUCGAAGAUUGCCAAGAGGCUUUUGGAGGAUGGGCUUUUGUAUUAUUCAGUAAUAUUCUCGGUGACGCUGGCAUUGACGCUUAUGAUUGUAUUCGCACCGGAUGGAUUGAAGAAUGUUGCAGCCCAAUUGGAACUGCUGAUCACGUUUCUCAACCUAGGUAACCAUGAUGUCCAGAAUAACCCUCAAUCUCAAGAAGUUCUCCAAAAACGAGUACUCCUUCAACGGCUCUCGUGCAUUGACUUGGCCAACUUCCCCAGCGGUCAACUCUCGACUGGUACCUCGGUUCAUGCGAAGUAA
Marasmius oreades (fairy-ring Marasmius) is the source of this 432-nucleotide messenger RNA. RefSeq lists its product as uncharacterized. Lineage: Eukaryota; Fungi; Basidiomycota; Agaricomycetes; Agaricales; Marasmiaceae. The record is from RefSeq and is a predicted model, not a curated record. The transcript has 5 exons. The coding region runs from base 1 to 432 and encodes 143 amino acids.